Messenger RNA from Mugil cephalus (flathead mullet), 2461 nucleotides. It is a transcript of the gene itpka, whose product is annotated as inositol-trisphosphate 3-kinase A. Gene Ontology annotation, cellular component: nucleus; cytoplasm. NCBI's taxonomy places the organism in Eukaryota, Metazoa, Chordata, Actinopteri, Mugiliformes, Mugilidae. Gene Ontology annotation, biological process: inositol phosphate biosynthetic process. The transcript has 7 exons. Gene Ontology annotation, molecular function: inositol tetrakisphosphate kinase activity; inositol-1,4,5-trisphosphate 3-kinase activity. Bases 321 to 1667 code for a protein of 448 amino acids. The record is from RefSeq and is a predicted model, not a curated record.
GCGGAAGAUAACUCGUCCUACGGUUGUGUGAGUGAGUGCACAGGCGCGCGCGCGUGUGUAAACCGCGUAGAAGCGCGAGCCACGCCGCCAGAGAGGGGUUCCCCUAACCGACGGUACGCACGGAGCACGGAGGCAGGCGGAGGCUGUUUGUGCGUUUAAGCACGAAAAACAAACAACAAGGAAGUGCUGCAGAUGACCGACGGGAUACCGAAAGCCAGCCGGAGCUGCGCUUCAACUUUCUGAAAGUGAAAUGACCAGAUUUCAAGGUUAACGUGAAGCGGCGUCUCAUCGUGCGCCCUCAGGACGGAUUUAGCUCUCCAAUGCCAAAAGAGUGCAGGAGAAAAACCUCCAAGGACUUCGGUCUUCCCAGAAUAAGCGACGGCUCUCGUUUGGAGCGAAGAGCAGCUGGGAGGUCCUCUCAGAUUUGCGAUGAGCUCCUUCAGAAUGCCGCUCAGAUCGCCCCGUCGUCCGGAGCGCCGACUGUGAUGGAUGCGCCCCGGGUGCCGCAGGUCACCAUCACCCCAGAGGGAGGCGGCUGCUCCCGGGAGAUGCAGCAGGAGGACUGGGAUGAUGCGGUGGACGUUACCCUGCGCAGGAAACUGUCCAACUCCUCCAUCUCGUCCACGGGGUCCUCAGCUGUGGAGUCCGAGGAUGACUUACUCAGCGACAACGAGAGCAAGAGCAAAGGCAUCAUCACUUUGGAGCCUCUGACGGACACUGCAGAAAGCAAACCGUGGUGCAAGAUAAAGACAAUCGUCUACUGGUCCUUCAGUGCUACCCAGAGGAGAAAACUAAACUGGGUUCAGCUCGCCGGGCAUAAAGGCAACUUCAAAGCAGCAGAUGAGGGCACCAUUCUGAAGAAGUUCUCAGAGAAUGAGAUGCAGUGUUUUGAGAAGCUGAGGGACGACGCGCUGCUCCCGUUCGUGCCCGGUUACCAUGGCGUUGUGGAAAAAGAUGGGGAGUCUUUCCUCCAUAUGACUGACCUGCUGUCAAAAUUUGACCUUCCUAAUGUAAUGGACUGCAAGAUGGGCGUGAGGACGUACUUGGAGGAGGAGCUUGUGCGAGCAAGGGAGCGACCCAAGCCGAGGGAGGACCUGUACAAAAAAAUGGUGGAGGUGGACAGCGAAGGGCCCACUCCCCAGGAGCAUUCCCAAAGGGGUGUCACCAAGCCCCGCUACAUGCAGUGGAGGGAGACCAUGAGCUCCACGCACAACCUGGGCUUCAGGAUAGAAGGGACCAAGAAGUGUGACGGUACAUGUCGGACUGACUUCAAGAAAACCAGAUCGAAGCAGGAUGUCAUCAACGUGUUCAAGGACUUUGUCGGAGGGGACGUCAACAUCACGAAAUCGUACUUGACCAGGCUGACAGAGAUCCGGCAAGCCCUGAAGACUUCAGAGUUCUUCAAGCGACACGAGGUCAUUGGCAGCUCUCUCCUCUUCAUCCACGACCACACGGGCAAUGCACAAGUCUGGAUUAUUGACUUUGGCAAGACAACAGCAUUACCAGAGGGCCAGAUGUUAAACCAUGACGUGCCCUGGGAGGAGGGCAACCGGGAGGAUGGUUACCUGUGGGGGCUCGAUAACCUAAUCCACACACUGGAGUGUGUAGCCAACGAAGAGACAGGCGAAGAAACCUGCUGCUCCGUUACCAAAGAAAACAGUAGAUAAUUAUGGCCUGUGAUCUUUGACUUAUAAAUGGGUAUGAGGAACUAUUUUAAGACCAUUUGGGUGGUUUUAUAUUUGUUGAUUUGCUUUGGGUGAUCUGUUUCUGAGCACAAACAUGCUACAUCAGAAAAUGUGAAGCAACAAUGCUCCCAGGCUCUGGCUUUCACAAUCCAAGUGACCAUAUUUAGUACUGACACUGACAGAAAAGACACAGUGGACCAGAGAGAAGCAGAGAACUGGUCACUAGUUACUGAAUGAUUGAGCAAAUGCACUGACACUAAUCCAACUUCCUGCUAAAUGAACAGAAGUGAAAGUGUAGGGAUUCAGCAUUUCAGUUGCGGGGACAGGGCGUACCACGCCAAGAAAACUCUCACGAAAUCCAAAUGAAAUCAUGGAGGUGUUGAGUAAGUAAAGGUCUUUACACCAUACGCACAUCAGCUUUGAGUGUAACAUUCAAAGGGGAAUUCUGUUCAGUAAACUCUGACUGUGUCACCGACCUCGCAUCCAUGGAACUACACGACAUCACAACACAUUACCCGUUAUAUAUCGCUGCAAACUGAUUUGACUGUAAUGUGUGAAUCACUGUUCUGCAAAAAAACUUAUGUCUUAUAUUGUAUAUCAACGUAUGUCUCUGUAAAAGAGUUUAUUCUUUUAAUCAAAUUUGUAAUUAUUACAUUUUCUUGUGCUGUAACAAGACUUGACGCUGCACUGUUUGUUAUUGUAGCACAUUUUACGGUGUGGAUCAUUAUAACAUAUGAAAAGAAUGAAGAUGUAAUUAAAACGGGGGUAAAAUGUUC